GCUUUUGCGUUCCCGCCAAAGUUGCUAACGACCGUUCGUCGGAGCUGGUUGAGAUCAUUAAUCAUCAUACAAUAACGAAUAAAAUCUGGAUCUUUACUCCGAUUAUUUUUUAUCUAGCGACAACAACUUUAUUUCAUUAAUAUGUCCAUUAAAAUAAAGAGUGUAGACGGGAGCGAAAAAGCAUCAUUGAAAAUCACCAAACUUACAACUGUGGAAGAGUUAAAGUGUAAGGUCGAAAAACAACUAAAUAUUAAAAGCGACUUGCAACGAUUAUUCUUCUCUGGAAAACAAUUAGAAAAUGGCAAUUAUCUUGAUAAUUAUAAUAUCAAUUUUAAUGACACCGUAUUGCUUAUGGUAAAUACAGAAGUAAAUGAUGUUGAGAAUAUAAAAAAUACAAAAAAGGAGAAAGUGAACAAAGAAAAAGAUUUAGAAACAGAAUUAGAAAAAGCUGAGAGUUUAUAUUAUAAAAUUGGUGAUGCAGUUGAUUGUAUGUAUGAAAAGACUGGUGCCUGGUAUGAAGCUAUUGUAAAAAAUUGUUAUAAAAAGGACAUCCAAAUGUAUUAUCAAAUAUCAUGGGAGUUUGAUAACUCAUUGUGUCCAGACGAUAUACCUGAAGCAUGUAUACGCCCACGUGCACAAUAUUCUAUACCAUUUGACAAAUUAUCUAUUGAUCAAAAGGUCAUGAUCAAUUAUAAUGUAGAUAAUCCGGAAAAAAUUGGACUGUGGUUUGACUUCACAAUAACUGAAAUAAUAAAGAAAAGAACAUUGCGAGAGUUAGUUGGAAAAUUGCAUAUCAAUAGCAAUACUUGUCUUAAUAUUCGAAAAAAGGUCAAAGAAGAUAUAUAUGCUAUAGAAGCACCUAAAUUAUUAACGGAAAGGACAAACGAAUUACUGAUAAGUAACGGCAAACGCAGACCCAUAGCUCCUAAUUGUGAAGAGUGCGAGGACAAUCCUGAUGAAGAGUGUCGAGUGUGCGGCUGUAAAGUCUGUGCGGGCAAAGAAGAGGAGAAUACGCUUUUGAUUUGCGACGAGUGUGACGAUAUGUUUCAUAUGAAAUGCUUGAAUCCACCACUCCUAGAACUGCCAGAGGAAUCUUAUUGGUAUUGCCCUGAAUGCAAAAACGAUGAAAACGAAAUUGUCAAGGCUGGAGACAAAUUAAAAAAAAAGAAACUUAUCCGCCCUGCAAAGGAACGAAAUUGGGGUGGUGGAAUGGCUUGUGUUCGGAGACAAAAAGUAUGUUAUAUGGUUCCUAAUAAUCACAGCGGACCGAUUCCGGGUGUGGAUGUCGGUACUACAUGGAUGUUCAGAAUACAGGUUUCGGAAGCAGGAGUGCAUAGACCGCCUGUAGGUGGUAUUCAUGGACGAGCAAGUGACUGUGCAUAUUCUAUUGUUUUGUCGGGUGGAUAUGAGGAAGACUACGACAAUGGUGAUGAGUUUUUAUAUAGCGGCUCGGGUGGUAGAGAUUUAUCAGGUAACAAAAGAACCAAUUCACAAAGCAAAGACCAGGAAUUAACCAGAAUGAAUUUGGCAUUAGCUAAGAAUUGCAAUGCUCCCGUAAAUACUAAAAUUGGCGCAUCGGCUUCUACGAACUGGAAGCAAGGAAAGCCAGUCCGAGUUGUACGCAAUUAUAAAUUAGGAAAAUUUAGUAAAUAUGCACCAAAAGAUGGUAACAGAUACGAUGGUAUAUACAAAGUGGUAAAAUAUUAUCCCGAUACAAGUAACGGUUUUCUCAUGUGGAAGUAUGUAUUAAGAAGAGACGAUCCCACUCCUGCACCAUGGACUAAAGAAGGAAAAAAAAGAAUAGAGUUUCUUGGCUUAAAGAUAUUGUAUCCUGACGGAUAUCUUAGUCCAGAAAGUAACGUAAACGAGAACUCAUCUAAGAAACGAUCUGUCAGUGACAGUAACGAAGAGAACAAUAUGCCUAUUAAGAAAUCUAAAAAAUCUAAGUUGGUUUUUGAUUUAGAGGAUGAAUUGAAAGAAUUAAUAGAAAAUGAUAAAAUAAAUGCUAAAUUGUGGGAUGAAUGUAAAGCGACAUUGAUCAAUGGAAAACCCGCCUUCUUGAAUUCUGUCUCAGAGAGAUUUAAGUGCGUUUGCUGUCUCGGAAUACUUUACGAUCCUGUAACGACACCUUGUGAACAUAACAUUUGUUUAAAAUGCUUAAUACGAAGUUUUGAUUCCGAGAUUUAUUUCUGUCCUACAUGUCGAUUUUCUCUAGGUAAUACUUAUGAUAUGAAGAUUAAUGACGCAUUAUCGUCUGCAUUAUUAUUAAUAUACCCUGGUUACAAAGGUGAACGAUAA
This is a messenger RNA of Cyphomyrmex costatus, 2298 nucleotides long. It is a transcript of the gene UHRF1, whose product is annotated as ubiquitin-like with PHD and ring finger domains 1. The record is from RefSeq and is a predicted model, not a curated record. The coding region runs from base 142 to 2298 and encodes 718 amino acids. Lineage: Eukaryota; Metazoa; Arthropoda; Insecta; Hymenoptera; Formicidae. Gene Ontology annotation, molecular function: protein binding; ubiquitin protein ligase activity. The transcript has 9 exons. Gene Ontology annotation, biological process: protein ubiquitination; negative regulation of gene expression via chromosomal CpG island methylation.